Messenger RNA from Cervus elaphus (red deer), 1288 nucleotides. It is a transcript of the gene CRYAA, whose product is annotated as crystallin alpha A. Gene Ontology annotation, biological process: response to heat; protein refolding; lens development in camera-type eye. The record is from RefSeq and is a predicted model, not a curated record. The transcript has 4 exons. Lineage: Eukaryota; Metazoa; Chordata; Mammalia; Artiodactyla; Cervidae. Gene Ontology annotation, molecular function: structural constituent of eye lens; protein folding chaperone. The coding region runs from base 267 to 788 and encodes 173 amino acids.
UUAGGUUUUGGUUUUUGGCUCCGAGGUAGGCAGGAUCUUAGCUUCCGAGGUAUGUGGGAUCUUAGCUUCUUACAUGUGUGCUAAGGGUUACUUCAGUCGUGUCCAACUCUGUGAUCCCAUGAACUGUAGCCUCCCAGGCUUCUCUGGCCAUAGGAUUCUGCAGGCAAGAAUACUGGAGAGGAUUGCCAUGCCCUCCUUCAGGGGAUCGUCUCGACCCAGCAAUCGAACACGCGUCUCAUGUGACAUUGGCAGAGCCGCUGCCCGCCAUGGAUAUCGCCAUUCAGCACCCCUGGUUCAAACGCGCCCUGGGCCCCUUCUACCCCAGCCGGCUGUUCGACCAGUUCUUCGGCGAGGGCCUCUUCGAGUACGACCUGCUGCCCUUCCUGUCCUCCACCAUCAGCCCCUAUUACCGCCAGUCCCUCUUCCGCACCGUGCUGGACUCCGGCAUCUCUGAGGUCCGAUCCGACCGGGACAAGUUUGUCAUCUUCCUGGACGUGAAGCACUUCUCUCCCGAGGACCUGACGGUGAAGGUGCAGGAGGACUUCGUGGAGAUCCAUGGCAAGCACAAUGAGCGGCAGGAUGACCAUGGCUACAUCUCCCGCGAGUUCCACCGCCGCUACCGCCUGCCUUCCAACGUGGACCAGUCUGCACUCUCCUGCUCCCUGUCCGCGGACGGCAUGCUGACCUUCUCUGGCCCCAAGGUCCCAUCUGGCGUGGACGCCGGCCACAGCGAGCGGGCCAUCCCCGUGUCCCGGGAGGAGAAGCCCAGCUCUGCGCCCUCGUCCUAAGCUCGGCCUCGGCCUCGGCUGCCACCCGCUGCGGCCCCCACACCCAUCCAUCUGGGGAACCCUAGAAAGUGGGGGCAUCCAUCUCCCUCUGCUUUCCCCCCUUUCCAGUUCCUUUUCCUCUUCUCCGAGGGCUUGAGGGUUUGAGAGAGUAGCCAGGAGGACCCAGGGCCCCAGCCUGUGGUGCAGAGACCUCAGAGUGACCCGGAUCCCAACAUCAGCUCCUUGGUGGAAGUGACCGCCAUCACAGCUUCUGCCCCGGAGGUCAGAGAGCACCCGUCUCUGAGCCAUCUCUGGGUGGCCUCUGGUCUCCAGGCCCAGCCGGUGGUCCUGGCCCUUGGUGGCAGGCACUCUCGUGAGGUCCGUCUGGUGGGGGCUCCCCUGCGCCUGGCCUCUCAAACCCCCUUCCCUCAACCCUCCUCUCUGUAGCGCCGCUCUCGGGGCAUCUGGUCACCCCUGAGAAGGCAGCCCGUGGCAGUCAAUAAAGAGCAGGUGACACAAGC